This is a messenger RNA of Anolis sagrei ordinatus, 2664 nucleotides long. NCBI's taxonomy places the organism in Eukaryota, Metazoa, Chordata, Lepidosauria, Squamata, Anolidae. The record is from RefSeq and is a predicted model, not a curated record.
UCGCUGCCAAUCAGAGAAGUGCCGGCUACGGAGGCCGAGAAGGAUCACUGCGUAAGGGCUGUGGAAGUAAAUGGGACUUUGGCUCCGCCCACUUUUCCCCUCUCUCCAGCGGUCGGCGAAGGAGCGGUUACGGAGGCCGAAAAGGGACAUUUCUCCCGUCGAAAGUGGUUGACUAGUCCCUGCUCAGAUAUCUAUGUGACCGCCCUCCUUUUGAUGUGGCCCCUUUGUGCAGGUGUCAGGCCAUGGUUAUGAAGGCCUCCGUUGAAGAUGAUGACUCGGGAUGGGAGCUCAACCUCCCAGAGAAGAUGGAGAAGAGCAACACAAGCUGGGUAGACAUUACCCAAGACUUUGAAGACUGCUGUAGAGAAUUGAAGUUGGGGGAGUUGCUUCAUGAUAAACUUUUUGGCCUUUUUGAAGCUAUGUCUGCUAUUGAAAUGAUGGACCCCAAGAUGGAUGCUGGUAUGAUUGGAAACCAAGUUAACCGAAAAGUUCUGAAUUUUGAACAAGCUAUCAAGGAUGGCACCAUUAAAAUCAAAGACUUAUCACUACCUGAGUUAAUAGGAAUAAUGGAUACUUGUUUUUGUUGCUUGAUAACAUGGUUGGAAGGCCAUUCUUUAGCACAGACAGUAUUCACUUGCCUUUACAUUCAUAAUCCAGACUUUAUAGAGGACCCAGCCAUGAAAGCAUUUGCUCUGGGGAUCCUGAAAAUCUGUGAUAUUGCCAGAGAAAAGGUGAAUAAAGCAGCCGUAUUUGAAGAGGAAGAUUUUCAGUCCAUGACAUAUGGAUUUAAAAUGGCAAACAGUGUGACUGAUCUUCGAGUUACAGGUAUGCUGAAAGAUGUUGAAGAUGACAUGCAGCGUCGAGUUAAGAGCACUCGAAGCCGACAAGGAGAGGAGAGAGAUCCAGAAGUGGAACUUGAACAUCAGCAGUGCUUUGCAGUAUUCAGCAGAGUGAAAUUUACUCGGGUUUUACUGACUGUACUGAUAGCCUUUACCAAAAAAGAGACUAGUGCAGUUGCAGAAGCUCAGAAAUUGAUGACUCAGGCAGCCGACUUACUUUCUGCUAUCCACAACUCAUUACACCAUGGCAUUCAAGCUCAGAAUGACACAACAAAAGGAGAUCAUCCUAUUAUGAUGGGUUUUGAGCCCCUUGUGAAUCAGAGACUGCUUCCCCCAACUUUUCCUCGAUAUGCAAAGAUCAUUAAAAGGGAAGAAAUGGUCAACUAUUUUUCAAAACUUAUUGACCGAAUAAAAACAGUUUGUGAAGUUGUUACUUUAACUAAUUUGCACUGCAUACUGGAUUUUUUCUGUGAAUUUAGUGAACAGUCCCCUUGUGUUCUUUCAAGAUCACUGUUACAGACUACUUUUCUUGUAGAUAAUAAAAAGGUAUUUGGUACUCAUCUCAUGCAAGACAUGGUGAAAGAUGCCUUGAGAUCCUUUGUCAGUCCUCCAGUGCUUUCAACUAAGUGUUGUCUGUAUAAUAACCAUCAGGCUAAGGAUUACAUUGAUUCCUUUGUCACACAUUGUGUUCGUCCAUUCUGUAGUUUAAUUCAGAUUCAUGGGCACAAUAGGGCUCGUCAAAGGGAUAAACUUGGACAUAUUCUUGAAGAAUUUGCGACUUUGCAAGAUGAGGCAGAGAAAGUGGAUGCAGCACUUCACAGUAUGCUGCUGAAACAGGAACCCCAGAGGCAACACUUGGCAUGCUUGGGCACCUGGGUCCUUUACCAUAACCUUCGCAUCAUGAUACAAUAUCUUCUGAGUGGGUUUGAACUGGAACUGUAUAGCAUGCACGAAUACUACUACAUAUAUUGGUAUCUCUCAGAGUUCCUCUAUGCCUGGUUAAUGUCAACACUCAGCCGAGCUGAUAGUUCUCAGAUGGCGGAAGAAAGAAUAAUGGAAGAGCAGCAGAAAGGCCGGAGCAAUAAGAAGUCCAAGAAAAAGAAAAAAGCACGCCCUUUGAGCAGAGAGAUCACCAUGAGCCAAGCCUAUCAAAACAUGUGUGCUGGGAUGUAUAAGACUAUGAUUGCUUUUGAUAUGGAUGGGAAAGUGAGAAAGCCAAAGUUUGAACUUGAUAGUGAACAAGUUCGAUACGAGCACAGGUUUGCACCAUUCAACAGUGUCAUAACACCACCACCGGUACACUAUUUGCAGUUCAAGGAAAUGUCUGACCUAAACAAAUAUAGUCCUCCUCCUCAAUCUUCUGAUCUCUACAUGGCUGCUAGCAAACACUUCCAGCAAGCUAAAAUGAUACUGGAAAAUAUCCCUAACCCAGACCAGGAGGUCAACCGUAUUCUUAAAGUUGCUAAACCCAAUAUUGUGGUUAUGAAGCUGCUGGCAGGUGGUCACAAAAAGGAUUCUAAAAUUCCACCAGAAUUUGACUUCUCUCCUCACAGAUACUUCCCUGUUGUGAAGCUUGUUUGAAAGGCAAAGGAUCAUAACAAAAGACCCGUAACUUCUGUAACAGAGUUGCCUUGUGUGCUCUCUUACACUGUACUCAAAAAGACAUGGUGCUCUCAGACAAAAGUGCUGUUGUAUUGGAAGCAACCUUGUGCAGACUUUCUUUCACAAUUUGAAUGACAACUGAAGUUAUAAAAGUGGUUUAUGUAACGUACUGCCAUUGAAACUGGUUUUAUCACUUUCAUUAUUAAAGCAUUGUAUGUUUUGA